CGGGACCUCUUCAUGGCGGGUAUAAAAGGUCGCGCUGCCUCCAGUUCAACACAGUAGACCCAGACACACCAGAACCAUGAAGACCCUGAUCGUUAUAGCAUUCUUGGCUGCCAUGUCCUUCGCGGCAUCAAGCGCUGAGCCUUCCCCAGAUGCCGAACCUGGUCACUUCAGGGGAGGUUACGGUGGAGGCUUCGGAGGAGGCUUCGGGGGAGGCUUCGGUGGUUUCAAAGGAGGAUAUCGUGGAAAGAGAAGUGCUGAAGCUGAUCCAGAGGCUCUUGCCGAACCGGGACACUUCAGGGGAGGGUACGGUGGGGGCUUCGGUGGCGGCUUCGGUGGUUUCAGAGGAGGAUAUCGUGGAAAGAGAAGUGCUGAAGCUGAUCCAGAGGCUCUUGCCGAACCCGGACACUUCAGGGGAGGGUACGGUGGCGGCUUCGGUGGCGGCUUUGGCGGUUUCAGAGGAGGAUAUCGUGGAAGGAGGAGUGCUGAAGCUAACCCAGAACCCGUUGCUGACCCAGGUUUCCACGGUCACAGAGGUUUCGGUGGAGGUUUCGGAGGAUUUGGAGGGUUUGGAGGUGGAAAAUAUUAUGGUUGAUUAUUUAAUGACACGUCCGCUAUUUUCCGUUUGACUGCUGCUCUGUAUACCAAGUUUAAUAAUAAAUAAAUAUGAAUAAUGCUAUUAUGAU
Molecule: messenger RNA, 683 nt
Organism: Procambarus clarkii (red swamp crayfish)
Lineage: Eukaryota; Metazoa; Arthropoda; Malacostraca; Decapoda; Cambaridae
Source: RefSeq, a predicted model, not a curated record